Messenger RNA from Paramecium tetraurelia, 459 nucleotides. RefSeq lists its product as uncharacterized. NCBI's taxonomy places the organism in Eukaryota, Ciliophora, Oligohymenophorea, Peniculida, Parameciidae. The transcript has a single exon. The record is from RefSeq and is a predicted model, not a curated record.
AUGGGCAUUUGUUUCGCUAAAACUAAGAAAGAUAAGCCAUCAAAUCUGAUACGUCUAAUAAAAAUAGAAAAUGAAAAUACAGUCCCCAAACCUUUCACUUUGGCUGAAUUUUAAACCAAGAUAUUAACCACUUGGUACAGAAUGGACAUUUUACUAAGCUCAUUGGUCACUUGUGAUAGAACACUUCAGAUUAUAUUGUUACAAAAAGCCAUUAAUCAGAUUUUAAUGGGUUAAAGUCCAAAUCAUUAAAUGAAUGAUGUCAUAAUUGGCAUAUUAUUGGAGCUAAUGGAGAAACUAGCCUUUCAGAUUGAAGAAUUAAUAAGAGAAGAGCUUCUAUCAGAAGAAGUCAGUACAAAGUUCUAUCAAUCUUACACUUAGAUUGCAUAACUUUCUAUGGAAUACUCAAACUGGAAAAAUAAUUCCACUACUGAGAAAACUCAAGCUUGGAGUUUUAUUUGA